AUGGAGUACACGCCGCGGGGCCGGGUGCCCGUGUCGGAGCCCAUCUCCCCGGUGGCCCAGCGCGUGGCCCUGAGCGGCCCUGCGUCGGAGCCGGGAGGUGCGGGCGUGGCGAGCUCACGGGAAGGAUGGCCCUGGCAGUUCCAGCUGAACCCGCGCAGAAGCGAGGAGCGUCCGCUGACCGCCACGCGGAAGGCGAGUCCGGUGGCGACCCAGCUGCGGGCGCUGAGCGGCGGCCGCGGACAGGUGGUGAACGCCACGGCUCGUGCAUCCUACGAGACCGCGGUGAUUGCCGCGGUGCGUCGGCAGUGCGACAUCUUCGAGGAGAAGUGGGAGAAGAAAUUGAGACAGGACCGGAAGGACUCGACGACGGGGCCCAGCCUGGUGCCUUGGAGUGAGGAAGCGUUGUCGCCGACACGUAAGGAUCGGCUCUUCGAUCGCGUGAACGCUUUAGAAGCCCAACAGCCACGGGUGGAGAAGCGGCUCGCAGAGCUGGACGGCAAGGUGAAGGGACUCUCCGACGAGCUCCAAGCACAGAUCCGACAGGUCCACCUGUUGGAUGAUCGACGCUGGGAAUGGAAGCAAAAGCUUGAAGAGGAGCUGGCAAACAAGUGCCAAGUCUCUUGGCUGAGUCACAUCAUUUUUGGAGAGGUGCACGAGGGCUUUGUGAAUGUGUGCGAGCGUCUCGCAGCCCUGGAAGUGCAGCAGAUCCAGGAGCCGUUCGUGCGAACGAAGGAGGCCUCGCUGGAGAAGGUCACAAUGGGAGCUGCGCCAAGUACCACCGGGUACCACCCCCACGCGAUUGGAUGCUUGGAUGCACCAGCCGGGCUCGAUGGGUCCUCGGAUCCUGACAUGGGCUUGUUCGUUCCAUUUCCGCUUAAGCUCAAGUUUCGCAAGGAGUCGGGGCAAAAGACGCUGCAGCAGCUGGGUCUCCUGGAGCUGGUCCGGAGUUGCUCGGUGCCGGGAGGCGGAGGGCAGCUGCAUGCUGCGGAUGGGCGAGUGCUGUCGUCUUCCAAGGGCCGUGGGAAAGGUGGAAAAGGCCGGAGUUCCAGAGCUCGAAAGACCAACCUCUACGUGCCCAGACAGGAGCUGCGACGGAUCCUCUUCGAGUCGCUGCGGAGCACGAAGAUCGCGUGGUCUCAGCAGGUCCUGGGCUACGAAGAUCUCGGGGCGGAAGGAUCGAUCAAGGUGAAGUUGAGCGACCAAGAGGUGUCAGCCCAAGUGCUGGUUGCCUGUGAUGGAGUGAAAUCCUUAGUGCGAAGGCAGAAGCUACAAGAUGAGCUUCAGUAUCUGGGUGUGGGGAUGAUUAACGGCAUUGCAGCACGAUGUGGAACCACCGAAGGCCUUCGAGGUAACCUGCAGCUCAUUGAUGGCUCUGCGCGGAUGUUCUUGAAGCCCUUUCAGGAGCAGCACGCCAUGUGGCAGCUCACGUUCCCCAUGGAGAACCCGCAAGAAGUCGAGCAGCUGAAGACCUGCACGAAGUUGGAGUUGCAAGAGAGAGCUCUCAAAAUAACAGCUUCGUGGCUUGGUGACUACAAGGACAUCAUUCGGAACACUGACCUUGCUGCCUUCCGUGGAGGUGGAUUGUUUGACCACGACCCAAGCCUUUGUGCUGAGCAUCGGCCCAACGGCCCCUCGGUGGCGCUGCUGGGGGACGCAGCUCAUCCGAUGUCACCCUUUAAAGGCCAAGGCGCCAACCAGGCAUUAAUGGAUGCCAUCUUUUUAGCAGAAGCAUUGAAGACCGCAAGGGAAGCUGGACGGGCGUUCCUGGGCGAGGAGUUGCGCCGCUUCCACGCGGAGAUGGCGCGCCGUGUGCGGAAGAGCGUUCUCCAGUCGCGACAGAAGGUGGAGUACUUCCACAGCAACAUCAUUGACUUGGAUGAGUUGCGCUGA
Molecule: messenger RNA, 1890 nt
Organism: Durusdinium trenchii
Lineage: Eukaryota; Dinophyceae; Suessiales; Symbiodiniaceae
Source: the annotation of a GenBank genome assembly